AUGAAACAGCUUCACAAGCAACCCAGUCUGAAUCACAGAAGGGAGGAAGAGAUGGGGAGCAGCGAGGCCUCACCCUACUCCCCCAAAUCCAUCAAGCACACCAGAUCCCUCCCCAGAUCCAUCAACUAUCUCCUCAGAGAGCAGCGUCUUUUGUUCAUCCUCGUCGGGAUUCUCAUCGGCUCCACGUUUUUCAUCAUCCAGCCCACGCUCUCCCGCUUAGGCCCACCCGAGUCCCAUAACUUCCUCCCCCGCUCUGGCCUCACUCGAUUGUCCGGGCCCCACACCGGCCGGGUCCCCGUCGGGAUCACCGGCCGAAGGCCCCGCAUCGUCGUCACCGGUGGCGCGGGCUUCGUCGGGAGCCACCUCGUCGACAAGCUCAUCGCGCGUGGGGACGACGUCAUCGUCAUUGACAAUUUCUUCACCGGGAGAAAGGAGAACCUGGUGCACCUCUUCGGCAACCCUAGGUUCGAGCUAAUUCGCCAUGACGUCGUUGAACCGAUUCUCCUCGAGGUGGAUCAGAUCUACCACCUCGCGUGUCCCGCUUCGCCGGUGCAUUACAAGUACAACCCUGUGAAGACCAUCAAGACGAAUGUGAUGGGGACGCUUAACAUGUUGGGCCUUGCGAAGAGAAUUGGGGCUAGGUUUCUGCUUACUAGCACCAGUGAGGUCUACGGUGAUCCGCUGGAGCAUCCUCAGAAGGAGACUUACUGGGGAAAUGUCAAUCCAAUAGGUGAGAGGAGUUGUUACGAUGAAGGGAAGCGGACUGCGGAGACUUUGGCCAUGGAUUAUCAUCGAGGUGCUGGCGUUGAGGUUCGUAUUGCUCGAAUUUUCAAUACAUAUGGACCCCGGAUGUGUUUGGACGAUGGUCGUGUAGUUAGCAAUUUUGUUGCACAGGCUAUUCGUAAGCAACCAUUGACUGUAUAUGGUGAUGGGAAGCAAACAAGAAGUUUCCAAUAUGUCUCUGAUUUGGUUAAUGGGCUGGUGGCUUUAAUGGAAGGUGAACACGUGGGACCUUUCAACCUGGGUAACCCAGGGGAGUUUACCAUGUUAGAGCUUGCAGAGGUUGUUAAGGAAACAAUUGAUUCCAGUGCUACAAUAGAAUACAAGCCAAACACUGCUGAUGAUCCACAUAUGAGGAAGCCAGAUAUUAGCAAAGCGAAGGAACUGUUGAACUGGGAGCCAAAAGUCCCACUUAGAGAAGGGUUGCCUCUCAUGGUUAAUGAUUUCCGAAAUCGGAUUCUGAACGAAGACGAAGGUAAAGGGAUGAAAUAAGCACAAUAGCAAAACCUGUAUGUAUAUGGAGAUGAGUAUGUCUCCUGUUCAUUUUUUGUUCACAUAUGCGGUUGUCAGCAUCAACAGAAAAUUCUGGUAGCACGUCACUUUCGGAAGAAAAUAUCUCUGCUGACCUUCUACAUUUAAUCAUUUAUGCUUUCUUAGCACAUAAUUCAUGUAUUUUUUUACAUUUGAAAGAUUUUUUUUAUUAGUUUUCUUCUCUAUUGUAUCGAUAAAAGUUGUAGUAUUUGAUAUUUGGAUUCUGGUAUCACGUUUUAAAAGAAAAUGGUGAAUAUUUUCUCUUUUACUGCUAUUAAUACCGCUCCAUUUUAUCAAAA
Molecule: messenger RNA, 1610 nt
Organism: Vigna angularis (adzuki bean)
Lineage: Eukaryota; Viridiplantae; Streptophyta; Magnoliopsida; Fabales; Fabaceae
Product: UDP-glucuronic acid decarboxylase 1
Exons: 7
Coding region: 1-1272 (423 amino acids)
Biological process (GO): D-xylose metabolic process
Cellular component (GO): cytoplasm
Molecular function (GO): NAD+ binding; UDP-glucuronate decarboxylase activity
Source: RefSeq, a predicted model, not a curated record